Molecule: messenger RNA, 942 nt
Organism: Cucurbitaria berberidis CBS 394.84
Lineage: Eukaryota; Fungi; Ascomycota; Dothideomycetes; Pleosporales; Cucurbitariaceae
Exons: 2
Coding region: 1-942 (313 amino acids)
Source: RefSeq, a predicted model, not a curated record
AUGGAGAAGAUCCUGGUCAAGCUGAAGAACGACCCCGGCAGCAUCACUACCGAGGACGCUCGUCGCUUGUCCGAGAACGUUGAAGCCCGGGAUGAGAAGUCAGCUCGCAUCAUUUCGGCAGUCGAAUCCUUCGCUGUUGCCAAUGAGGCACUGCAUGACCAGGACCCUAGCCUAGGUCAAGCACCUCACACCUCCCUCCUUACCGUCGUCAACGACUUACAUGCUGCCGUCGACACCAAUCCCAGCGAUAUCACUACUGAGGUCCUGAGGACCGUUCAGACUAAUAUUGUUUCAGAAAUGCAGAAGGCUGUCGGCCACGCCAACGCCCCUCGCCCUGAAUUAGAGGCCGAGCUCCGAGAGGAAAUUGCUAAGAUCGAACCCAAAGUCGUGCAAGGUACUGUCACUAAAGCCGAGGCCGAUCACCUUCACUCUCUCGAAGCCAGGGCUCAUGGUCAUACGGAAAAGGGUAGCAUCACCGCCAUCGCCCAGUCAGUCGCAGCCAAGCGUGAACGCCAGAUGUCACUGAGCAGCAGCUCUAGCCCCAGUAGCGGACGUUCUCGCGCCAGCAGCAAGACCUUCACAGGUACACCUCAGGAGCAGUCUCACCGUGACAAAGAAGCCAACCUCCACCAGGCCGAAGUCAGUACAAGGUCAAAGAUUGAGCAGGGCACCGUCACCCAAGCGGAUGCCGACCUUCUACAAUCGCGCGAGACGCGCGCCCAUAGCCACAUUGACAAGGUCGGACUCGCCGCUACCACACAGUCCCUCGUUUCUAAGAAGCGCCAGGAGUCCUUGAGCGGCCGCUCCAACGUCUCCCCCCGCGCCUCCGAGGCAGACUAUGAGCGCCGCAUAGAGCAGUCUCACCAUGACAAAGAGAUCAACCUCAAGGUUGUAGAGCUUACUAUCCAGCCCAAGAUUAUCGAGGAGAACGUUGUCGACUAG